Messenger RNA from Miscanthus lutarioriparius, 1206 nucleotides. The record is from the annotation of a GenBank genome assembly. Lineage: Eukaryota; Viridiplantae; Streptophyta; Magnoliopsida; Poales; Poaceae.
AUGGCCCCCGGUGGCGAGGGUAAGCCAAAUACGGGCGGCGGCGGCGUCGGCGGUGGCGCCAAGGGUGGUGGGAGGAAGCGCAAGUUCCUUCCCCACGGCAAGCCGGUGCGGAAGGGGGCCUACCCGCUGCGGCCCGGCGUGCAGGGCUUCUUCAUCACCUGCGACGGCGGCCGCGAGCGCCAGGCCACCCGCGAGGCGCUCUCCCUCCUUGACUCCUUCUACGAAGACCUGGUUGAUGGGAAAGGAUCGGAUGAGAAGCCUAAAAACAUUCCAGACAAGCCACUGAACAAAAAGAUAAAGUUUGAGGACUCUGAUUCUUCAGAUGAUGAGGAUGAAGGCCACUCUGGUGAGGAAGCCGACAAUGGGAUUGGGAAUGAUGUGGAGAAAGGUGAAACCGCUCCAUCUGAGAAGCAACAGGAGGUGCUUGAUACCUCUGAUACCGCGAGCAAGGACAAUACCACUCCAUCUGAGAAGCAACAGGAGGUACUUGAUACCUCUACCGCGAGCAAGGACAAUGAGGAACAAGCAGUCACUGCUGAUGAACCUAAAGAAAAGAAGCAACGUGUGGAAGAUCCUCCAGUUUCUGAGCAGACCGUGCAAAAAGAAACUGCUGAUGAACUAAAGGAGUCCACUGAUAAACCAAAAGAGUCUAGUGAAAAAAAUAUUGAUGAUUUAAUUGACGAGGACCUGAAAGAAAUAGGGGACAGGAAAAAGAGGCUCUUUGCAAGCCUUGAGUCUGGCUGCAAUGGAUGCAUAUUCAUUCAAAUGCAUAAAAGAGCAGGAGACCCUGGUCCAGUUGAGAUUGUACAAAACAUGAUGUCAUCUGCUGCUUCGACUCGUAAACAUAUGUCAAGAUUUAUUCUGCGAGUUUUGCCUGCUGAGGUGGCAUGCUAUGCAUCCAAAGAGGAAAUAACAAAGGCAAUUAGUCCCCUUGUUGAAAAAUACUUCCCAAAAGAAUGCCCUUCAAGCCAUAAGUUUGCAGUGUUAUAUGAAGCAAGGUCAAACACAGGAAUUGAUAGAAUGAAAAUCAUAAAUGCAGUAGCGAAAUCUGUACCACAACCUCAUAAAGUUGACCUGAGCAACCCAGACAAGACUAUUGUUGUCCAGAUUGCAAAGCACGGAGCCCUUGCGCUGCUGGGCCUGGGUGUGACCGGGCAUGUCAUGCUCCAGGAGCUGGCGCCGGUGCAGGGCUGCAGGUUCGUAUGA